Molecule: messenger RNA, 249 nt
Organism: Diaporthe citri
Lineage: Eukaryota; Fungi; Ascomycota; Sordariomycetes; Diaporthales; Diaporthaceae
Exons: 2
Coding region: 1-249 (82 amino acids)
Source: RefSeq, a predicted model, not a curated record
AUGCCUUUAGGAUAUUGUUUUGGCAUGGAGAGCUCCGAUGUGGGCAGUGUGGCUGGGGGUGCCGCGCUGAUGGACAAGUUCCACGAUGUCUUGGAGCAGGGAGCAGCCACUGUCGCUGGGCAGUCCCUGGAGAACUUGUCAUGGGCCGAGAUCAACCUGUGCCGGACCGAGGUCGAUCCCACGCAUUGGUCCGCUCACCCGCCCGGAUCCCCCGGCACGGUGGAUGGGUCCGGCCUGGUGACGGCAUGA